AUGUCGUUCGCAGGCAGACGCAGAGGAAACAAGGUCAAGAAGGGCGUCCAGUUCACGGUCAUGGUAGUCGGUGCUUCUGGCACUGGCCGCACGACGUUUGUGAACACCCUAUGCGAGUCCGAGGUCCUCAACCACAAGGAGUCCGAUAACCCGGAGACCGCACACGUCGAGGAGGGCAUCAGGAUCAAGCCCGCCAACGUCGAACUCGAGGAGGACGGCGUCCGCAUCGCCCUCACCAUCGUAGAUACCCCUGGGUUCGGCGACAACAUCGACAACGAGUUCGCAUUCCAAGAGAUCGUCGGCUACCUCGAACGCCAAUACGACGACAUCCUGGCCGAGGAGUCUCGCAUCAAGCGUAACCCCCGCUUCAGGGACAACCGCGUUCACGCGCUGCUCUACUUUGUUCCUCCCACGGGUCACUCCUUGAGAGAAAUGGAUAUUGAGCUGAUGCGCCGCCUUUCCCCGCGCGUCAACGUCAUCCCCGUCAUCGGUAAAGCCGACUCUUUGACCCCCAGCGAGCUCCGUGGGUUUAAGAAGAGGAUCAUGGAGGACAUCGAGCACUAUGACAUCCCGGUGUACAAUUUCCCCUACGACGUCGAGGAAGACGACGAGGAGACUAUCCAGGACAACAGCGAGCUCCGGGCUCUCCUGCCCUUCGCCAUCAUUGGCUCCGAGGAGGAGAUCGAGAUCGACGGUCAGCCUGUUCGCGCGCGGAUCUAUCCCUGGGGUAUCGCCGAGGUGGACAACCCCAAGCACUCUGACUUUAGCAGGCUGAGGAGCGCCCUCCUGAACUCCCACUUGGCGGACUUGAAGUCGUUGACGCACGACGUGCUCUACGAGACUUACCGUACCGAGAAGCUCUCUCGGACCGUGCACACCGAUACCCACGACUCGUCGAUUCUUCCCGAGGAGCUCGCGACGCAGAGCGUGCGUCUCAAGGAAGAGCAACUCCGCAGGGAGGAGGAGAAGCUUCGGGAGAUCGAGCUCAAGGUCCAGCGCGAGAUCAACGAGAAGAGGCAAGAGCUGCUCGCGAAGGAAGAGUCGCUCAGGAACUUGGAGAGCCGACUCGCCGCGCAGGGCUCGCAGCAGGAGUUCCGGGACUGA
Messenger RNA from Heterobasidion irregulare TC 32-1, 1104 nucleotides. RefSeq lists its product as uncharacterized. Gene Ontology annotation, molecular function: molecular adaptor activity; GTP binding; GTPase activity. The record is from RefSeq and is a predicted model, not a curated record. The transcript has 11 exons. Lineage: Eukaryota; Fungi; Basidiomycota; Agaricomycetes; Russulales; Bondarzewiaceae. Gene Ontology annotation, biological process: cytoskeleton-dependent cytokinesis. Bases 1 to 1104 code for a protein of 367 amino acids. Gene Ontology annotation, cellular component: cytosol; septin ring; septin complex.